Molecule: messenger RNA, 740 nt
Organism: Gadus chalcogrammus (walleye pollock)
Lineage: Eukaryota; Metazoa; Chordata; Actinopteri; Gadiformes; Gadidae
Gene: tagln3b
Product: transgelin 3b
Exons: 5
Coding region: 141-740 (199 amino acids)
Molecular function (GO): protein binding
Source: RefSeq, a predicted model, not a curated record
UUCAUCAGCUCAGCAUCCUCUACCCUGUGCAAGUCAGCGGGAUUACCACAGGACCACAGGACGGGAGGACGCUGCAUCUAAUUAGCCAAGUGUCUCAAGAACCCUAGAUUACGGAUAAGGAGUGAGAGAGAGCAGUUGCCAUGGCGAACAGAGGACCCACCUAUGGACUGAGCAGGGAGGUCCAGGAGAAGAUUGACCAGAAGUACGACCCCGACCUGGAGCAGCGCCUGGUCGACUGGAUAGUGGGCCAGUGUGGGGGCAACCUGGAGAGGCCGCAGGCGGGGAAACACAACUUCCAGGCCUGGCUGAUGGACGGAACAAUCCUCUGCAGGCUGAUAAACAGCCUCUACCCCAGGGGAAAAGAGCCCAUUAAGAAGAUUCUAGAAACACAGAUGGCCUUUAAACAGAUGGAGAAGAUUUCAAAUUUUCUUCAAGCCACGGAGGCCUAUGGGGUCAUCACUACCGACAUCUUUCAGACUGUGGAUCUCUGGGAAGGUAAGGACCUGGCGGCGGUGCAGAGGACCCUCAUGGCACUGGGCAGUGUGGCGGUCACUAAGGACGAUGGUCACUACAGAGGGGACCGCGACUGGUUCCACAGGAAGGCCCAGGGUUACCGGCGGGAGUUCACCGAGGAGCAGCUCCGACAGGGUCAGAGUCUGAUCGGACUGCAGAUGGGCAGCAACCGCGGGGCGUCCCAGUCCGGGAUGACGGGCUACGGCAUGCACCGCCAGAUCAUGUAG